GGUAAAAAAGAGAAGGAGAGACGACGCAAUUAGUCUCCAUUCAUCGAUGUUCGUAGCGGGUGUGAAAAGUCAAAUUCGCGUCAAGGUGCAAAUUACCCUUGAUUUGCAUAGAUAGCAAGCCGCGCGCCCGCGUCAGUCCAUUGUCUUCACGUCCGGUUUCAACAUGGCGCGUCCCGGAGACGACGACUUCGAGUGGAGUGACUUUGAUUUUAGCGAUUUUGAGGAGGAGUUAGAAAUAUUAGAGCGAGAGGACGAAUACAGAGUUGAAGACGACCUUUCCGAUUGCUCUGAUAGCGAAAAGCAAAGCUCUGCGGUAACCAGCGCUGCAGCAAACAGCGCUAGCGUUGCGACCAGCGGCCGCGGGGCGUACGAGUGUGACGUCUGCGGGAAAGUGUACAAAAACGCCGGCUGGCUUGGCAAACACAAGUCGAAGGAGCACCCAAAAGCAGCUGAAACCCCACAGCCAGGGACAUCCAACAGCAGCACUUCUGAUCACACGACCCCGAAAGGAGCAGAGAAAACUACCAAGCCACGUCGCAAGCUCCAAGUCAAGAGACCAACUUCGAAGUUCGAACAGAAGGACGCACUGCAGGAAGGACCAGAGCUCCUGAAGAACGCCCUACAAGAAGCCACCACCUAUCCCAUCUGGCAGCUCACAUUGGGUACAGAUACUCCGGGGAACAUAGCAGCCAGAACAGCAACCGAAGUUUUGAACACUUACACAACUGUUGACCACACAAACUUCAUCACUACACUGUGCACUCAGCUCUGGUCUGUGAUAACUGCUGCAGAUUCUUCUGUUCUGUGUAGUGCUGGUAAUGAAUCAAUGUUUAGUGCAUACCACAAGCUAUGCUCUAGUGAGAGUUUCCGCACACUGUGGGACAAUUUUAUGUCAAGUCUAGGGAAGGCUCCUUGCAAUUUGUUGUACCAGUUCAUAACAGGGAGAAUGUUUGAGGGCCUGCUGGAAAAGAAACACAAUGUGGAUGUUCCCCCUAAUACUGCUAAUGUUACUAAUGAUGAUACUGCUAUGACUGAUGCUGAAGAGCAGGUGCUUCGGUAUAUUGCAGGGUAUAUACCACACGCUUUGUUGAAACGCUACCAGAAGUACGACAGUAAGAUUGCCAAACUCUAUGUUGCAUUUCUUGUCCAAUGGAAGGUUCCAGGUAAUAGCCACUCACACACAUCUUUUCUGAAGUUCACAGAAGGCUGGGUAAAUGCUGUCAAUCGUGGUGGGCUGUUCACUGUAUCUGACCAGGUAUACCUAUUUUUCCGAGCUAUGGAAAAGGUUGUGAGAUCUACUGUAAACACUCAGCAGCUACGCCAGGAUAGGCUCAAAGGAGUGAAGAACGACAUCAUAACCAAACUGGAGACAGAUUUUUUGGUGAAUAAGUAUUGGUGCACCCUUGCCUGUAAUAUCACUGAUGAGAAGGCUAGUGUAGCCUUACUAGAGAAGAUUCUUGUGUACUAUGUGAACCUGAGGUGCCGAGCAUUUGCUGACGCUUACAUACUGGUAAAGAGACACAAAGACAAUGCAGCGACAUCCAAAAAGGGUGAAAAGUCUCUAAGAAAGUCCUUGAACACCUCAGACUGCUGACUACUGUACUAGUAUGAGACUAUGACUACUGUUUUUCCUCUGUAAAGAUGCUGUACAAUACAGGUCAUUGUAGCUAGGAGUAGGAUGUAGCCUUAUAUAAUCUGUAUUUGCUACAAUGCAUUUUGCACACCAAUGUGUCACUUUUAAUUAUUUACAGUUGCCAUUCUCAUCAGACAGAUGUGAAGCAUGAUAUGCUUUUUCUAGUAGGUGUGCUUGUGCAAUACUAUUUCACUAGUUACAGUAAGUCAGUUAUUGCACAUAGAACAUUGUAUAUAUACAUAUAUGUAUAUGCAUUAGAGUUGUACUUGCUCCUAUACCAAUGUGUUGUAGUAAGUCAGUUACAUGAGCUCACAUAGUAAGUCAGUUACAUACAUACCUUCAGAUAUUGACUUGUUUCAUGCCUGAUACAUAAUAUACAUGUAUUGUACAUCCAUUACAAUGCUGCUGUACAAUGUACAUAGUGCUAACAUGAUAUCAAUCUAUCAGUAAUGUUCUUCAUACAUCACUGUCAACACAUUUUGUAAAUCAUAGAUAACAUUUCUGGAACUUACUUUAUAUGUAAAUAGUUAUCUUCAAGUGGUUGCAUAAUACAGAAUGAUUUUGAAAAA
Branchiostoma belcheri (Belcher's lancelet) is the source of this 2202-nucleotide messenger RNA. RefSeq lists its product as uncharacterized. NCBI's taxonomy places the organism in Eukaryota, Metazoa, Chordata, Leptocardii, Amphioxiformes, Branchiostomatidae. The transcript is spliced from 3 exons. Bases 164 to 1594 code for a protein of 476 amino acids. The record is from RefSeq and is a predicted model, not a curated record.